This is a messenger RNA of Micropterus dolomieu (smallmouth bass), 326 nucleotides long. RefSeq names its product metaxin-1-like. The coding region runs from base 39 to 326 and encodes 95 amino acids. Gene Ontology annotation, cellular component: SAM complex. NCBI's taxonomy places the organism in Eukaryota, Metazoa, Chordata, Actinopteri, Centrarchiformes, Centrarchidae. Gene Ontology annotation, biological process: mitochondrion organization. The record is from RefSeq and is a predicted model, not a curated record. The transcript has 3 exons.
UCCUCUUCCGGUGUGAAAGGUCAUCGUCCCGGCUGAAGAUGGCGGCGCCCGACGAGUUGUUUUGCUGGGAAGGAGACUGGGGUUUACCGUCCGUCGACACGGACUCUCUGGUGGUUCUGGCCUACGCUCAGUUUGCAGGAGCUCCUCUCAAAGUGCGGAAGAUCUCCAACCCCUGGAGGAGUCCCAGCGGGUCACUUCCUGCUCUGAGGAUCAAUCAGAAAGAGACUCUGUCCAGGCCCUCUGACAUCAUCAUCCACCUCAGAAAACAGGUAACCUUCCCAGCAUGCAUCAGGGCUGAUCAGUGUAUUAUAAUUCCAUUAGAUUAA